CGUUAGCAUCACCCGCCAACACCAAAAACAUCAUCGUGAAUCUUUGCUUAUCUCAUCAAGAUCUCACACAGCUGCUACCCUUGGUCAGCACAGUCUCUCGGUAAUAUCAUGAGAAGCUUCAAAUAGUAUUCCAAUCCAGCUGCAGGCGGUCGGUACCAUGGCACCACGACUACUCCUUUUUGCUGGCGCACCGCCCCCUUCGUCUCUUACAACACAAUCAUGUACAAUAACACAACUCGACGACUCUUUCGCUGAGUUCCUCGGGCUGGCCCCUCAAGAAACAGCUCCAGUAUCGUCUCCAAAUCUCGCACCAUGGCGUUCUCUUCCCCUGAACAGAAAACCGCUUCACACAGGAUUCAGCCAGACCCAUAAUAUCAGUAUCAACCUCGCCAACCAAUCCGAAUUUUUCACCACGGCUGAGAUCUCGUUUAAGGAACAAUCUCAGUCUUUUGAGGGCGAAGAUCCGGAGAAUGUGUUGUCGCAGUUCUAUGACCAUUCCCUAGCUUUACACAAUUCGAUUCCAUCAUCACAGCUCGAUAGUUUCGAGGAGACAACAUUUGAGGAGACAUCGUUUAUGACGACGUCUCCGACAAGAAAGUUGGAUAUGGCAGAGACUGUUCCUUCUCAUCUCUCUGAUUUGGAAGAUAUACCGCCGGCUCGGAGGAUUCUGGCUCUCAAUCCCCAGACUGUCACCCUCAACAUUAUUGCCGGCAUUAUAUCCAUCGCACAGCCACGAACUGUCACAACGCGCUGGGGUCGCAGCCUCUCUUUAGUGGAGAUCCUCCUCGGGGACGAUACAAAGACAGGCUUCGCUGUGACGUUUUGGCUUGCGGAGGAGAACGAUGCAGCUGCCGAGAUUAGUGCUCUUCGGCGUCAGGAUGUAGUUCUUAUGCAGAACGUGGCACUUCACGUGUUCAAGGACAAAGUCUAUGGUCAGAGUCUCCGUAGGGGCAUGACCAAGGUGAGUCUGUUAUGGAGAAGGGAUGGGUCCGGGCUUUAUUCGACGCGUGAGCUUUCCAAGCGCGGUCAGAUGCACCCGCAGUUACAAAAGGCGAAGCAAGUAAAAGAUUGGGUGCUCAAAUUCGUAGGAGCUGAUGUUGGAGUAAAGACAAGAGCUAGGAAAGCACGGGUUUCAUGGGACAGACCACCAGAUGACACACAAUGAGGAGUCUUCGUAUUGUAAGACCACUUUUAUUAACCUUUCUAUGAUAUUAGACACUUAUUACUACCAGCGCCAAAUGCAACCGAGAGAAGAGAGACAUCCGAGGGUAUCUAUGCAAAAUUCCAAUCGUCAAACUACGCUUCGAUCCCACGAUCCAUCUAGACAGGCACAGCAGGCUCGGGCUUUCUGUCCUCACCGUCGGGACCCUUCUUGACAGACUUCCAUUGGAAGCACAGACAAGUAAUCAGGGCACAGGCAGCACAAGCAAGAGAGAUGUAAAAGGUGUCCCGAAGGCCCUUCAUGUACGCAUUGAGAACAGUGUCGAGCGCGUCGAGGCGGCCCAUCUUUCUCAGAGUAUCCUCAAUCUCUGAAGCUCCAGUGUUGAUGAAGAUGGUCGGGUCGAUGCCAAUGUUAUCAGCCUUGAGUGUGUCAAUGAGGCCAUUUUGGAAGACAGUUUGGGACACAGCCACGAAGAUGGCGCCUCCGAAGGCUUGGCCGAACUGGACAACAGCGGUGCCAACAGGAACCCAUUCCUGAGGCAAGACAGUUUGGAUGAUAAGGACACCAAUCUGGAAACCUGCACCAAUACCCAAGCCGGCGAUGACUUGGUAGCCAAACCACUCCCCGAGAGGGGAAUGAACGUCGAGGGUUGUGAGCAUGCCGCAUCCGAUAGUGUAGAGAACCAUGCAGGGGAUGAUGACAUAGUUGUAGUAGCCAAUGGCGGUGAUGAUACCUCCAGAGACGAUGGAGCAGAGGACGGUAGCGAGCAGGAGAGGGAGGAUCUUGAUUCCAGCCUGGACGGCGCUAACACCCUGGAUGGCCUGGAAGUAAAGAGCUGAGAAAUGUUAGUUGGGUGGAUGGCGAAGGGCGGUGUGGGACUUACAGAGAUAGUAGAUGAGAGGGAAGAAACCGGCACCAAAGAACAUGGCAAAAAUGAUGGCGGACAAGGUGUUUCGGUUCUUGAACAGACGAGGGGGGAGAGUUCCCUGAUCACCCUUCCAGAAUUGGAUGCCGAUGAAGAUGGCAAUCAUAGCUCCAAAGCCACAGAAGAGACCGAUGAUACGCGAGUUGUUCCAGGGAUAUUCGGCACCACCCCAUUGCAAAGCGAGGAGCAAGCAGACGAUGGCAGGGAUGAAGAUGGCGGCGCCAGCAAGGUCGAGUUUGCGAAUGCGAUCCAUGAAGGUCAUGUUGAUAGUGUCCGAGUCGUUGCGGUUAACAUGGACGAAGAAGAAGACGAUGAUCAUGGCGAGGCCACCGAUGGGGAGGUUGAUGUAGAAACACCAACGCCAGGUUGCGUGCUCGGUAAAUGCACCUCCAAGAAGGGGACCGGCGACAGAAGCGAUACCCCACAUGCCACCAACGAGACCAAAGGCAAGAGGACGCUUCUCAAGAGGCACUGGAGUUGUGAGAAUAACGAUAGAUCCAGAAAAGAGACCAGCCGUUCCAAUCUAAGAGCUCUGUUAGCAAAGAUCAUGGGAAUUGUCUAGGCAACUUACUCCUGCAAUGGCUCGGCCGACGAUGAACGCGACAGAAGUCGGCGCAACAGCAGAGAUCAAACUUCCAAUCUCAAAGAUGAAGACGGCAGUGAGAUAGGCAAUCUUGACAUUGAAGUACUUGUAGAUAGUUCCGUACAUGGGCUGCAAAGCCGUGGUGGUAAGAAGGUAUGAAGAUCCAUACCAUCCAAUAUCCUUGACACUCUGGAACUGCGCUGUGAUGGCGCCGAGUGCAGGAGCGAUGAUGGUCUGGUCAAGAGCAACGAGAAAGAUGGCGAGACAGAGAGACGAGAUGAUGAGGGUAAGCUUUGCAGCGCUAGGGUAUUGAGGCUGCUCGUCAGCGGCAUUGCUGUUGCUGGCGGUUACAGAGCCAGCCUGCUGCUCCUUGUUGUCGGCUGAAGUGUCGAGGAUGUUGUUGGAUCCAACUUCGGUCUUCUCAUCAGAGGAGAGACGAGUCUCUUCGACCAUUGCGUUGGUUGGCGCCGUGGCGGGUGUAGUCGUAGCCAUGGUGAUGUUCCAGGAUUAUUGUGUUGUAGGGAGAGAAGAAAGAGAAGAACUGGAAUAUUUAAUGUAGGAAGAAU
Messenger RNA from Fusarium odoratissimum NRRL 54006, 3236 nucleotides. RefSeq lists its product as uncharacterized. The coding region runs from base 158 to 1165 and encodes 335 amino acids. The transcript has 2 exons. The record is from RefSeq and is a predicted model, not a curated record. Lineage: Eukaryota; Fungi; Ascomycota; Sordariomycetes; Hypocreales; Nectriaceae.